Molecule: messenger RNA, 1196 nt
Organism: Marmota flaviventris (yellow-bellied marmot)
Lineage: Eukaryota; Metazoa; Chordata; Mammalia; Rodentia; Sciuridae
Gene: Ap4s1
Product: adaptor related protein complex 4 subunit sigma 1
Biological process (GO): protein transport
Source: RefSeq, a predicted model, not a curated record
AAAGGUGAUAAACUGUUCUUCGCAGUUCAGGUCCUCGGGUUUUCAAUUUCAAGAAGAAUAAACAAGAGCAAACUCAGUACACAGCAGCCCGGCGCCGGACUCUCACGAAGAACAGCUCGGCCCCAAGGCCGAGAGGCCGGGGAAGGCCGCCUCCGGAGGAGCCCCCGCAGACGCCAUACUAAAAGCCAAAAUGGCUGCCCCAAGGAAGCCCGUACCGCGUAGCUAGUAAGGGUUGGAGAACAAGCUUCAGCGGGAAAGGGGGAGGGGGACCCUAGGAAGACCCGUCGCAGGACCAUCAUCCCCCGAGCCGCACAGGUUCCAAUGACAGCCAUCCCUUGCUAUAACUUUUAAACUGUAUUUGGAAAAACACUGGCCAGGAAAAAAAUGAUAAAAUUUUUCCUUAUGGUGAAUAAACAAGGCCAGACCCGACUUUCUAAGUACUAUGAGCAUGUGGAGAUUAAUAAGCGAACACUUCUGGAAACAGAAGUCAUAAAGAGUUGUCUCUCUCGAUCCAAUGAACAGUGCUCUUUUAUUGAAUAUAAGGAUUUUAAGCUGAUAUAUCGGCAAUAUGCAGCUCUCUUCAUUGUGGUUGGAGUUAAUGACACUGAGAAUGAGAUGGCUAUUUAUGAAUUCAUCCACAAUUUUGUGGAAGUUUUAGACGAGUACUUCAGCCGAGUGAGUGAACUAGAUAUAAUGUUUAAUUUGGAUAAAGUACACAUCAUUUUGGACGAGAUGGUGUUAAAUGGCUGCAUUGUGGAAACUAAUCGGGCAAGAAUUCUUGCCCCUCUACAAAUUCUUGAUAAGAUGUCAGAAAGCUGAAGAGAAGGCUCUGCCAGAUAGCAUCAAUUCAUAGGAAAUGUGAAGACCAUUUGAAAAGAAUAUGGAAGACUACCUAUUACGAAAUGGGGUACCCUUCCAAACAAUAUAAAUAGGUAUUUCCCACAGUUCCUAAAUGGAAAAUAAAGCUAUUUUAAAAUAUGUACAAAGAAAAAUCUUCUCUUAACUGAGGCAAGUUUUAUUUUCAGUAACUGUAAGUAUAUUUUUUUUCCCACUUCUUCAAAUUUUAUUGAGUACCUAAGAAAUCCUCUUUGGUCUCUGCUUCCCUUUGCAAAUUAAAUUCAGGAAUAGUAGGAUGGUGGUAAGAAGAAUGUGUGGCAGUUGUCUAUUAGCCAAUAAAAUUUGUAAGUUGACUUAAA